Gigantopelta aegis is the source of this 2394-nucleotide messenger RNA. RefSeq names its product proline-rich protein 36-like. NCBI's taxonomy places the organism in Eukaryota, Metazoa, Mollusca, Gastropoda, Neomphalida, Peltospiridae. The record is from RefSeq and is a predicted model, not a curated record. Bases 1 to 2394 code for a protein of 797 amino acids. The transcript is spliced from 5 exons.
AUGUUGCUAGGAUGUGGUUUAACCGUGGUCAUCGUGUGUGAACGUCGUGGUUCACGGUUCACCGAGUCGGACGGCGGCGAGCAUGAUUCGUCCACUAAAAAUUCGUCCACUGUUGAACUAGAGACGAUUCGUCCACAACCAAAAAUUGUUCUUGGACAACCCGCCCAAGCCUCCUUCACCCACCAGUCCCACCCAGCCUCCUCUACCACCAGUCCCGCCCCAGCCUCCUCUACCCACCAGUCCCACUCAGCCUCCUCUACCCACCAGUCCCACUCAGCCUCCUCUACCCACCAGUCCCACUCAGCCUCCUCUACCCACCAGUCCCACCCAGCCUCCUCUACCCACCAGUCCCACCCCAGCCUCCUCUACCCACCAGUCCCACCCAGCCUCCUCUACCCACCAGUCCCACUCAGCCUUCUCUACCCACCAGUCCCACUCAGCCUCCUCUACCCACCAGUCACACCCAGCCUCCUCUACCCACCAGUCUCACCCCAGCCUCCUCUACCCACCAGUCCCACUCAGCCUCCUCUACCCACCAGUCACACUCAGCCUCCUCUACCCACCAGUCCCACCCAGCCUCCUCUACCCACCAUCCCACGCAGCCUUCUCUACCCACCAAUCCCACUCAGCCUCCUCUACCCACCAGUCCCACCCAACCUCCUCUAUCCACCAGUCCCGCCCAGCCUGCUCUACCCACCAAUCCCACUCAGCCUCCUCUACCCACCAGUCCCACCCAGCCUCCUCUACCCACCAGUCCCAACCCAGCCUCCUCUACCCACCAGUCCCAACCCAGCAUCCUCUACCCACCAGUCCCACUCAGCCUCCUCUACCCACCAGUCCCACGCAGCCUUCUCUACCCACCAGUCCCACUCAGCCUCCUCUACCCACCAGUCCCACCCAACCUCCUCUAUCCACCAGUCCCGCCCCAGCCUGCUCUACCCACCAGUCCCACCAACCUCCUCUACCCACCAGUCCCACCCAGCCUCCUCUACCCACCAGUCCCACCCCAGCCUCCUCUACCCACCAGUCCCACUCAGCCUCCUCUACCCACCAGUCCCACGCAGCCUUCUCUACCCACCAAUCCCACUCAGCCUCCUCUACCCACCAGUCCCACCCAACCUCCUCUAUCCACCAGUCCCGCCCCAGCCUGCUCUACCCACCAAUCCCACUCAGCCUCCUCUACCCACCAGUCCCACCCAGCCUCCUCUACCCACCAGUCCCAACCCAGCCUCCUCUACCCACCAGUCCCACUCAGCCUCCUCUACCCACCAGUCCCACGCAGCCUUCUCUACCCACCAGUCCCACUCAGCCUCCUCUACCCACCAUCCCACCCAGCCUCCUCUACCCACCAGUCCCACCCAGCCUCCUCUAGCCACCAGUCCCACUCAGCCUCCUCUAGCCACCAGUCCCACUCAGCCUCCUCUAGCCACCAGUCCCACUCAGCCUCCUCUAGCCACCAGUCCCGCCCCAGCCUCCUCUACCCACCAGUCCCACCCAGCCUCCUCUACCCACCAGUCCCACCAGCCUCCUCUACUAACCAGUCCCACUCAGCCUCCUCUACCCACCAGUCCCACCAGUCCCACUCAGCCUCCUCUACCCACCAGUCCCACCCCAGCCUCCUCUAGCCACCAGUCCCACUCAGCCUCCUCUACCCACCAGUCCCACUCAGCCUCGUCUACCCACCAGUCCCACCCAGCCUCCUCUACCCAGCCUCCUCUAACCGCCAGUCCCACCCAGCCUCCUCUACCCACCAGUCCCACUCAGCCUCCUCUACCCACCAGUCCCACCCAACCUCCUCUAUCCACCAGUCCCGCCCCAGCCUGCUCUACCCACCAGUCCCACCAACCUCCUCUACCCACCAGUCCCACCCAGCCUCCUCUACCCACCAGUCCCACCCAGCCUCCUCUAGCCACCAGUCCCACUCAGCCUCCUCUAGCCACCAGUCCCACUCAGCCUCCUCUAGCCACCAGUCCCACUCAGCCUCCUCUAGCCACCAGUCCCGCCCCAGCCUCCUCUACCCACCAGUCCCACCCAGCCUCCUCUACCCACCAGUCCCACCAGCCUCCUCUACUAACCAGUCCCACUCAGCCUCCUCUACCCACCAGUCCCACUCAGCCUCCUCUACCCACCAGUCCCACCCCAGCCUCCUCUAGCCACCAGUCCCACUCAGCCUCCUCUACCCACCAGUCCCACUCAGCCUCGUCUACCCACCAGUCCCACCCAGCCUCCUCUACCCAGCCUCCUCUAACCGCCAGUCCCACCCAGCCUCCUCUACCCACCAGUCCCACCCCAGACUGCUCUACUCACCAGUCCCACCCCAGACUGCUCUACCCACCAGUCCCACCCCAGACUGCUCCACACAGCAGCUGUCUAUUUGCCGCAAUGUGCUUCUGA